Molecule: messenger RNA, 1443 nt
Organism: Astrephomene gubernaculifera
Lineage: Eukaryota; Viridiplantae; Chlorophyta; Chlorophyceae; Chlamydomonadales; Astrephomenaceae
Source: the annotation of a GenBank genome assembly
UGAAAACAAGAAGCUUAGCAUAAGACACGUAAACCCGUAUUGCUUGUAUCGUUAGAAUGCAGUCGCUUGGUCUGCGAAGCUUGGCAAGUCACGGCCCUUUACAACACCGUGUAGCCAGGAGGCGAUCCUGUAUGGCUAAGGCGUCAGCAGGAGCUUCUACGCCAAAAAAGCCAGUGAGUGAGGCCACCACGGCGGUGCCGGACAAGGUUGAGCUUAGGAAUGCCGGUCCCGAGCCGAAGCGCUUUGCUGUGGCUGAAGGGCAAAUGAAAGAGGUCGCCACCGCCUCCCUCUCCGCGCUGCUGCGACUGGGCUGCGGCGGCCUCAGUCUGGGCUACAAAGUGAGGCUGACGGAGGACGAUGGCAAGUAUGCUAUUGCGCGGAUAGGCGGCCGCAAGGUGGCUGAGACGUCGCAGGUGGCUGGGCUGAAGCGGCCGGCCCAGCCGCUGGAGCUCUACGAGUUCGAGGGCUGCCCCUUCUGCAAGAAGGUUCGUGAGGCCAUCUGCAUCCUGGACUUGGACGUGCUGGUGUACCCCUGCCCCAAGGACGGAGCCACGUGGAGGCCCAAGGCUGUCUCGCUGGGUGGCAAGCGGCAGUUCCCCUUCCUGGUGGACCCCAACACCGGCAAACAGAUGUACGAGAGCGACGAAAUUAUCAAGUACCUGUUUCAGGAAUACGGCAACGGUGCGGAGGUGCCCCUGGCGCUCCGGCUGGGCGCUGUAACCAUCGUCUCAUGUGUGUUGGGCAGCCUCGUUAGGGACGGUCGCGGCAACUACUACCGCAAGUCCCGGCUGCCCGCCCAGCCGCUGGUGUUCUGGGGAUACGAGAUGAGCCCCUUCGUGAAGCUGGCGAGGGAGACGCUUUGCGAGCUUGAGCUGCCGUACUUGUACAUCACGGCGGCCCGCGGGAGCCCUAAGCGCCAAGAGCUGCUAGACAAGCGAGGCGUUUUCCAGGUGCCGUACCUCGAGGACCCGAACGAAGGCGUCUUUCUGUUCGAGUCGUCAGCGAUCAUCAAGUACCUCUACGACACGUACGGCGUCAAGGAGUGAAACUGCUGGCUUCUACAGAACCAGCAUGUUGCGACUUGUAGCUAGGGUGGGUCGUACCAUGCAUGCGUUUUGGGAUACCUAGGGCGUCAACGAAGAAGUAGGAUUGGCGUGGCGAGUGGCGUGCGGCGCGGAGCGCGUAACGUGGGGGAGCGGUGGAAUCAGGAUGAGUUCCAGAGCAGGAACUGUGAGCUGAACCGACAGGUAGCUGUAGCUUUGCUUUUGCGCCGUAUCGGCCGGAUAGGGUAGAGUUGGGUGAUUCUGGGGCAAAUGAUUACCGUAUGUAUUCACGCUUGUGUUGUACGUCGGAAAUCGUGGCAAUAUUGGUUGAACAUUUUUGCAAUUGCAGCGGGGGUAAAUGAGCGUGUCUGCGAUUGCUAACAGUAUUCAACGUAAUGGG